UCUUGAACGCAACCUCUGAAUUGCCAGACGUCACGAGAGAGUCGGUACUUUGGGCGGUGUUUAAUACUGCACACUUGUGCACAGACAGCCAGCUCAACUCUUCAUGCUAUAUUCUUGUUGUCUUAAAAUGGACACGUUGAUGUUUGUCUGUUUGCAUCUCGUCUGGUUAUUUUCGGAAAACAAGAGCUGAUGAUCUCGUCUUGCUUGCAGCCUGCGUCUGUGAGUGCUGUGUACGGUCACUAACCAGCAAGCAUGAGGGAAAUUGGGCAGGGAGUUGGUGCAAAGAGAUCGUCUUAAGGGAAGAAAGACAGCUUGAUUACUUUACAUUUAUCUCUUUUCAAUGCCUUGGCCAAGAUGAGCGUGAAGGCCUUUGAGCUCAUCCCGGCUGUGGAGCGGGACCUCCUCAUGGGAGACAAGGCUCGCAUCAACAUUGAAUGUAUUGAAUGCUGUGGAAAACACUUGUAUGUGGGAACCAAUGACUGCUUCAUCCACCACUUCCUGUUGGACGAGGUCACUUCCCCCAAAGGGACGCUGACUUACUCAACUCAGAAACUGCUCCACAAAUACUUGGGCCUUAAGAAGCCAGUGGCUGAGCUGCGGGCUGCCUCUGCUUUGGAGCGUCUCAUAGUGCUUUGCGAUGGAACAGUUUUUCUUGUGGACAUGGUGACUCUCGAAAAUGUGCCGUCAACGGCCGGAGGUGGUGCCAGAAUUAAAGGUGUGACCACUUUCUGCAUUAAUGAGAAUCCGGUGAACGGUGAUCCUUUCUGCAUGGAAAUGGGUGUCCUUUCCUUCAAGCGUAGGACAGUGCAAAUUUACAUGGUCUAUGAGGACAGGGUACAGCUGGUGAAAGAGGUGAGCACGCCGGAGCAACCCUGUGCUGUCAGUCUCGAUGGUUACUUCCUGUGUCUAGCGUUGGCUACGCGGUACGUGAUCUUGAACUACAACACAGAAGCCGCCCAAGAACUUUUCCCUUACAACAGUGAAGAGCGGAGACCAAUUGUAAAGAGGAUUGCCCGGGAGGAGUUCCUCCUGGCGGCUCCGGGUGGUCUUGGAAUGUUUGCCAACGCUGAAGGGGCUUCGCAACGGGCUCCCGUCAACUGGUCUGAGACUGUCAUGGGUGCUGCUGUUUGCUUCCCAUAUGUGGUGGCCUUGGAUGAGAGCUUCAUUACCAUCCACAGCAUGUUGGAUCAACAGCUAAAACAGACACUUUCAUUCAGGGACGGACACAUUCUGCAAGACUUUGAAGGGAAGGUCAUUGUAGCAUCCACUAAAGCGGUAUAUGUUCUGGUGCCCCUGCCGCUUGAGAGACAGAUCCAGGACUUACUGGCCAGCUGCAGAGUGGAGGAAGCACUUGUCCUUACAGAGGGAGGACAGAGAAAUAUACCCAAAGAAAAGUUCCAGGUUUUGCACAAAAGAAUCAUGCAACAGGCUGGCUUCAUACAAUUUGGCCAACUUCAGUUCUUAGAAGCAAAGGAAAAUUUCAGGAAAGGCCAGCUGGAUGUGCGUGAGCUAAUUUCUCUUUACCCGCUGCUUCUGCCAACUUCAUCUUCCUUCACACGCUGCCACCCUCCUCUCCAUGAGUUUGCAGAUCUCAACCACCUGGCACAGGGUGAUCACAAAAAAGUGAUGAAGUGGAAGAAAUUCCUGAUCAGUUAUUUGACAGAGGUCCGAAGCACAGAGGUGGCCAAUGGUUGUAAAGAGGAUGUGGACACUGCGUUGUUAAAAUUGUAUGCUGAACAGGAUCAUGAGAGCCUUCUUGACCUGCUAGCGUCAGACAAUUCCUGCCUGCUUGCAGAUUGUGUCCCGUGGCUGGAGAAAUAUCACAAAUAUUUUGCACUCGGGCUGCUUUACCAUUGUAAUGGCCAAGAUUCAGCAGCACUUCAGAUGUGGAUUCGUGUUGUAGACAAGGAACUGCAGGAUUCUACAAGACCUGAUCUCUUUGAGUACAUUGUAGAUUUUCUCAGCUCCACUGCCGAUCUGAACCUUGUGUGGAAGUAUGCAAACUGGGCCCUACAGAAAAAUCCCACUACAGCUGUCAACAUCUUCACUAAGCGGCCUGUUGGUAAAAACCAGUCAGACCUGAAGCCUGACGAUGUCGUUACAUACCUGGAAAAGCAAAGGGAGGCUCUUCUUGUCUACUUGGAGCACCUUGUGCAUGAAAGACGGAUUGAGGAGGAACAAUUCCACACAUUUCUGGCAGACUUAUACGUGGAGAGGGUCUUAUCUUUAGUAUCUGAGUCUCCGAUCAAUGAAGAAGAGCUCAAGAGAGCCAGAGAGAAGCUCCAGGUGCUCCUCAGGGAGUCAAAUCUGUAUAGUGUUCAGUAUAUUUUAGAUAAGAUGGAAAACUGUGAACUACUGCUGCUAGAGCGUGCAACUCUAUAUGGAAAAUUGGAGGACCAUGAUAAAGCACUCCACAUUUUAGUGCACAAGCUAGGAGACUUCCAAUCUGCCGAGGCCUUUUGUAUUUGGACCUCAUCUUGUCGGGAUUCUGCUUACCGACAGGAGUUGUUCCACCUACUCCUGGCAAAGUAUCUUGACAAAAGUGCCACUGGAAAAUUCCAGUCGUCAGUUUGCAAUAACAGUGGAGAUCUAGAAAUGGCAGCAGUGGACCUCCUGAAUCGUCACGGAGAGUUGUUUGAUCCCAUUCGUGUGCUCAGGAUGCUGCCAGAUGGCUGGUCGCUGCAACUGCUACGCCCUUUUUUGGGUCAAGCCAUAAGAGCUAGUAUGCAUGCGUCACGCACAUCCCAGAUUGCACUCGGGCUCGCCCACUCUGAACACCUUCAACUACUGCACGACAAGUUGAAAGAGACAAAAAAGCCAAUUGCAGUGUCUGCAAAGAAGGGAUGCCACUUAUGCCACAACACCUUCAGUGACACAGAAGUGGUGUGCCUCCCUGGUGGUGUGCCUGUCCACACACAUUGUUUUGCCCAAAGAGUUAGAGACUCCCCUGCAAAAAGACAGUUUACUAACAGCAGGAACCACACGUGAGCACUGGUCCAUCACACGUCACAGGAUUUUUGACUGGAAGCACCAGAAUGAAGCAGGAUGUUCUGGCUUUUGGGAAAGGCUGCUCAGCCUCUCUUGCUGUGGUCAGGUCGCUCAUGGAGUCUGCAAGAAGAACUAAGACAGCUAUGUUUUCGGGAGAAGAGGAAAGUAGAGAUGUGAGAAGAGAUUGUACGCUGUGAGGGUGUGACGCGGCUCAACGUAUUCAGAAUUUUAACAAGGUCAAAGCCAAAUGAGCUCCCUUAAUAAUGUAAUCAAAUACAAGAUGAACUCCUACACACAUCUGGAGCGUCUCUAUUGGUUUGUUCUUUUUCGCUUCCACGCAGUGACUGAGGUUACUACAGGUCGUAGUGUCUUAGUUCUAUUGCAAAUUAUUUUUAUGGCACAAUUAUUCAAAUCCAUAUUCGUCUUAUUAAUCCAACACGCGUAAUGCAGAUUUGGAUACUAAAUUGAAAUGUAUACUGCAUUAGGCCCAGUAAUUCAGAUACUUUUGUUACCCUUUACCCUUUCCCUUGAAUGUCCUGGUUGUUAUAAUUGCACUGUAUGUUGUAAUUGAGUGUUUAUUAAGUUGAUUUUGAUGCGUACAUCUUAACAGUUUUGCUUUUCCCUCCUUAUGAUUUAGUUUAUUUCUCAUUUGUAAAUCAUUGCUGUGCAAAUGACAAAAACUUUAAUUUACAAUUAAAAAAAACGGGUUUGAAAUGCAAAACAGUAAUCAUUCCAUUGUUUCUUAAUUUGGGGUCUUAUGUAGAAAAUCUGUGAGUAAGUAAUUAAUUACUUAAAAAAAAAUCAUAAUGGAUGAUGAGUUUGUCUUAUACUACGUUUAAGCACAGGAGGGGAAUUGUAGGAAGAUAAAACCAAUACUUGGAUACUGAAGGAUUCUACUCGUCUGAACAAUGCAGACACCACUCCUAAUUCAGUUAAAUUACCGCAAAUCCUUUUAUAAUGGCAAUGUUGUACUUUCUCUUAAAAAAAUAAAUAAAUAUGGAUUGGCCUGUAAACCACAAUACUGUGUACAAACUCUUCAUAACUCUUUACAGUCUGGAAUGAAGGGUUGUGUUUUAAUUCCUCUAAAAUUAGUUGACUUUUUUUCCCUCUCAAAGGCAUGUACUCCAAAACAUUCUCAAGAGUUUAAAAUUGCCCUAAUUAAUUGGUGUCAUUGUAACUACAGAACUACUUGUCAAGUUUUUUUUAGGAUAAAGGCACAAACAAAAGUUACCUACUUUAGUACAUUUCAUGAAUCCAUCAUCAUCAUCAUGACCUGACUUAAAAUUAUUGGAAUAAAAAAAGACUGUUGUCCUUUUUAUGUUCUGUUAUAUAGAUAUGGCAUUUUUUUAAACCUUUUGUCACUGCAAAUCAACUAAAGUGGAGAUGGAAUGCUUAAUCUACAAACCCAUCUGAUGUAAUAAAUAUGAAACUGAACACUCCAUCUUGGUGGCUUGAAUACCAUGCAUUUGCACCUAAAAAAAAAUGUUCUGCUGGAAUGAUGUACCUGUGACAUAUGCACUGUGACCCUCCUACUUUAGGGAGUAUAUUUGCAUUUCUGAU
Molecule: messenger RNA, 4548 nt
Organism: Syngnathoides biaculeatus (alligator pipefish)
Lineage: Eukaryota; Metazoa; Chordata; Actinopteri; Syngnathiformes; Syngnathidae
Gene: tgfbrap1
Product: transforming growth factor, beta receptor associated protein 1
Exons: 13
Coding region: 355-2988 (877 amino acids)
Biological process (GO): intracellular protein transport; vesicle-mediated transport; endosomal vesicle fusion
Cellular component (GO): cytoplasm; membrane
Molecular function (GO): protein binding
Source: RefSeq, a predicted model, not a curated record